AUGAUUGGAGUGAAGAAGGCAAAUCCUACAUUUGAAUCUCCAAAAGAGGUUGGAUUCACAUCGAGCUCAUCAGUUUCUGAUAGUAGUUGUGAUGCUAACACACCAAGAUCUAUUAAUAGCCAUGGUUAUUUGUAUCCAUUUGUAUCGAGCUGCAGUAGCACCAAUCAAACUAAACGUUCAUCACAAGCAGGCUGGACAGAUGAUGAGGAUAAUUUGUUAACCGAUGUAGUCAAGAAAUACAACGGAAGGAACUGGAAGAAAAUAGCUGAAUGCAUACCAGGAAGGACAGAUGUUCAGUGUUUACAUCGUUGGCAAAAGGUUCUUAAUCCUGAAAUUGUGAAAGGACCAUGGACAAAAGAGGAAGAAGACCAUAUUAUAAAAAUGGUUGAGGCUCAUGGUUGUAUGAAAUGGUCAGUUAUUGCAAAGGAUUUACCAGGUCGAAUUGGAAAACAGUGCAGGGAGAGGUGGCAUAAUCAUUUAGACCCUGCUAUAAAAAAAGAAGCAUGGAGUAAAGAAGAGGAAUCAAGCUUAACAUAUUAUCACCAGAUAUUCGGGAACAAAUGGGCAGAAAUAGCUAGAUUUCUACCUGGAAGGACUGACAAUGCUAUAAAAAAUCAUUGGAAUUGCUCAUUGAAGAAGAAGAUGGAUUUAAACAUUCCACACAUUCUACCAAUUACUGUUCAUGAAACUACACACACUGAUUCCAUUUCCGAUGGUGAAAAAAGUAGACUAGAAAAUGAUUCCAUUGCUUGUAUAACAAACUUAGCUCUAGGAAUGGAUGAUUCCAUUCCCAGCGUUGAUGGUGAAGAAUGUCUAGGGUUUGCCAGGUUCGCAAAAGGAUGCGGAUUUAAACCACCGGUAACUCGUUUUGAAUCUCGUAAAAAGCGUAAGAUUGACAGAACCAACGAUUUGAAACUCGGAUCUUCACCAGAUUCGUCAUUUCUAAGCUUAUCGAUAUUCGGAUCAAGCAAAUAUGGUGAAUCUUCAAGUUUUGGACGUCAAAUUGGUCAGUUUUCUUGCUCGACUCCUCCUGAUCUUACACUAAGCAUCUCGUUUAGUGCGAGUUCUUCUGAAUCGGUGCUGACGAACUCUACAACGAGUUGCAAAAACGCGAAUUUAUCUGCACAUGAUUGGAAUCGAGAAAUUGAGACUGGUGAUUCGGAAAAUGUGAAGCAAAAUUCGGAUUUGUGGGCUCGUAAAUCUCAACCACGGUUAGGAAGACGUCUGGAUUAUAUAUUUGAUUCGGCUUGCGAUCCAACGGCUAUCAAUUGCUGUAGUAACUCCAGUACCAGUUGAUUGUGUGCAGAAAGUAAUAAAGAGUUGAACACGAAUGGUG
Messenger RNA from Lactuca virosa, 1336 nucleotides. The record is from the annotation of a GenBank genome assembly. Lineage: Eukaryota; Viridiplantae; Streptophyta; Magnoliopsida; Asterales; Asteraceae.